Messenger RNA from Thyridium curvatum, 1455 nucleotides. RefSeq lists its product as uncharacterized. Lineage: Eukaryota; Fungi; Ascomycota; Sordariomycetes; Thyridiales; Thyridiaceae. The transcript has a single exon. Bases 1 to 1455 code for a protein of 484 amino acids. The record is from RefSeq and is a predicted model, not a curated record.
AUGGCGGAACCAUCAAGCCCCCCAAAGAGGCCGAGGCUAUCUCUCCAGAUCAAGGCCAUCUCCCAAGGACCCAGUACGAGGAACUCGCGAGUCCUCGCCGCUGCCGUGAAUCCUACCUCGCCCACCGCCUUCAACACCCUCUCCAAUGUCUACGUGACAGCCAUUGACCGUUCGACCCCCGUCUAUGCGGACCCGCCAACGGCUAUCAAUACUAAGGGACAACCGCAACUUCAAUUAUGGACCCAUGGCUUCGCCAAGGAGCGAGAAACGCCAAAGGCGUUUGGCAUCACGAUCCCGGAAACCCCGUUGACUGCACAACCUUUGUCUCCAGCCGUUGCGAUGGAAAUAAAUUUCCCCAGUACAAUGACGGCCACACCGCCGCUCUCUGCCGGGCCCGAGGCCCACGGUCCCAAAGGAGCCUUUCCUUUCUCGUCUUCAGAUACUCCAAAGCCGCCGUCGAACCAUGAACAGCUUCUCAGCCCGCGUGGCAGUCAUCGUCGUCCAAACAUCCCACCGACGUCUGGUCAGCUUGGUAGCCUCCCGUACCAGCGGACUCGAUCCCUCCAUAGCAUUCUGCGCAAUUCGCCGCUCCCGCCGCGGAGUGCACAGUCCCCCAUCUCUCCCCGCAGACAAUCUUUGCGGCUGAAGGAAAAGGCGGCAAGGAGGGUCGGGUACAACGACCCCUUGACACAGACCAUCAUCACCAACAAGUACACGCGGUCCCAUGUUGACUUGUUGUGCGAUGACGCGUCACCCUACUCUCCAGAGAACGCCCAGGAGAACCAGGAAAUGGUUUUGGAUCUGGCGAUGGCCUACUCGGGCAACGAGACUCGCGACGGUGGGCAGACCCCUGGUCCGUUUGAAGAAAUGCGCCGCCGCAUGGCUGGCCUCGGCACAUCGUCACCGGUAUCCCCAUCGGGAGGUAUUCGCAAGAGGAAGAAAAAGGAGAAGAAGAGGAGAUGGGUGUGGACGAUCGGUCAAGAGGAAGGGGAAGAGGAAGCGAAUGGGGACCUAUCCUCGCUCAAAGAAGUCGGCUCCGGAGCCACCACGACGGCGACUCCUUCCCUCUCCGGUGUGCCCAUCCUCGCGACUCCGCGACUCCCAAAGAAAGGAAGACAGGCGCUGUCGAUCGACACGGUGGCGGCAGCCAAGGAGCCGGACGCUUGCGACGUGUUGACACCCAGUAUAGAGACAGAGAUGAGCCAGCCGUCAACCUUGGGAGAGUCGGAGGAUAUCGAAAUGUCCGAGACGAGCAGCGUGUUCUCGCUACAGGUGGAGCCGAACCGGGACUUUACACCUGGCGAUAUGGACCUGGACAUGAUUACGCCUACCAUGACACGAAAGGCGCCGUCGAGAUCACGCAGCGUGAGCAGACUCAUGUCUGAGGAACUGGUUGAUGCUACGACGGGGCGCAGGAGGGACACACCGAUCCCCGCCGACCUAUUGGGACAUUAA